AUGAGGGCCUUUUCUGCCAAAUUCGCUCUUACUCUUCUUGUGGCUGCUCGACAAGGCCUAGCUAGCGUUACACAAGGCAUCUCUGGCGACAUUUAUAACCGUCUGGAUGAGAUGGCAACUAUCUCCAUGGCUGCAUAUGCAGAUUUAUGCAACAUUCCGGCCACCCUAACCACGGUGGGGAAGAUAUACAACGCCCAAACUGAUAUCAACGGAUGGGUUCUUCGCGACGAUAGUCGCCACGAAAUCAUCACUGUGUUUCGCGGCACAGGCAGCGAUACAAACCUGGCGCUCGAUACCAAUUACACUCAAGCUCCCUUUGACACGCUAUCUUCGUGUAAGGGUUGUGCCGUGCACGGCGGAUACUAUAUCGGAUGGACGUCCGUUCAAAAUCAAGUCGAGUCGCUUAUUCAACAGCAGACAAGCCAGUAUCCAGGAUAUACACUGAUAGUCACGGGUCAUAGUCUCGGAGCCUCUAUGGCAACCAUAACAGGCGCCCAAUUGUCCGCCCAGUACGGCAACAUCAGCUUAUACACCUUUGGUGAACCAAGAUCAGGCAACCAAGCCUUCGCAACCUAUGUCAAUGGUGCCUUCAACGCGGAAAGUCCCGAGACAACCCAGUACUUCCGGACCACCCAUGCCAAUGAUGGCAUCCCAAACCUGCCCUCAACAGACCUAGGCUAUGUGCAUGGUGGUGUGGAAUACUGGACUGUUGACCCCACUAGCCCUCAGAGCACCUCUAUCUGCACUGGGGAGGCAGUUCAAUGCUGCGAAGCUCAGGGCGGACAGGGUGUAAAUGCUGCUCAUGUUACUUAUUUCGGAAUGACUAGCGGAGCUUGUACUUGGUAG
This is a messenger RNA of Penicillium longicatenatum, 846 nucleotides long. RefSeq names its product lipase family protein. The transcript is spliced from 2 exons. Bases 1 to 846 code for a protein of 281 amino acids. The record is from RefSeq and is a predicted model, not a curated record. Lineage: Eukaryota; Fungi; Ascomycota; Eurotiomycetes; Eurotiales; Aspergillaceae. Gene Ontology annotation, biological process: lipid metabolic process.